Messenger RNA from Saprolegnia parasitica CBS 223.65, 709 nucleotides. RefSeq lists its product as hypothetical. Bases 22 to 669 code for a protein of 215 amino acids. The record is from RefSeq and is a predicted model, not a curated record. The transcript has a single exon. NCBI's taxonomy places the organism in Eukaryota, Oomycota, Saprolegniomycetes, Saprolegniales, Saprolegniaceae.
GCCGUUUGCUACACAUCAUUCAUGGCCGCCCCGACGCCGACAACGCUCGAGAGCAGCAGCCGCCAGGACGAAUCGGCCAUGAGCUUUCGCGGCCACUGCCUCUACAAGACCGGCAAGUGCAAGAACGAGCGCGCGCUCAAGACGAACGGCCAAGCGCACAACCUCUGCGACGAACACCGUGCCAAGCAAAACCAAAACCAGCGCAAAAUGGACUCCAAGAUGCGCCAGAAGCGCCACUACUCGCCGUACGAGUCGCCACAGAGCGCCCACGGCUACGACGAACCGCUGCCCUACCCGCCGUCGUCCAUGCCAAGCCCAUACCCCGCGUAUCCGACCAUGAUGUACCCGCCGGCGUACAAUGGCUUCUACGAGAGCCGCCCGGCGUACGGCCACCUGCACCACGCGCCGAUGCCAGACGUCGGCGACCAGAUCACGGUGCCCACGCCGUCGUACCUCAAGGGCGAAGCACGAGAAGCGUUCCGGUCCCGCGUGCUGCAGAAGCUCGUCAACAUCAUUUCGGAAGAGGUGACGGCGAUUCCGCCGCCGCCCAUGUACAGCGCGCAUACCACCAGCGUCUACGAGGACGACCGCCUCCCGCCCCAGCGCCUGCCCUCGCUUGCGUCCCGCAUCUCGCGGCACGGCGUCCCAUCGCCCGAGUCCAAGCAGUGAAUGUGCCCCCGGGUUUUAAUUUAUUUUGUUUUGUCGCGAA